Spodoptera frugiperda (fall armyworm) is the source of this 4389-nucleotide messenger RNA. RefSeq names its product cryptochrome-1 (gene cry). The transcript is spliced from 14 exons. Gene Ontology annotation, molecular function: FAD binding; DNA binding. Bases 249 to 1895 code for a protein of 548 amino acids. Gene Ontology annotation, biological process: circadian regulation of gene expression; entrainment of circadian clock by photoperiod. Gene Ontology annotation, cellular component: cytoplasm; nucleus. NCBI's taxonomy places the organism in Eukaryota, Metazoa, Arthropoda, Insecta, Lepidoptera, Noctuidae. The record is from RefSeq and is a predicted model, not a curated record.
UGUGUUACUGUCACUGUCAAAUCAGCAAAAUACGUUCUGCGUGUAUUUAUAUUUCAUUUUCUUAUAAGUUUAACUUUAUUUUCUUAUUAAAAUCGUAAUCAAAUAUUUUCGAACAUGAUAACAGAAUAGUAGUUGUAUUUUCAUUCACCAAAAUCUAAGUUUUAUAAAUAUUGACAGUGUUAUCACAACCAGGAUCAGCUGUUUUUUGCACUAUAUUUUGGACUAUAAGGUAACCCUCAAUCGCCGCAAUGCUUGGUGGUAGCGUACUCUGGUUCCGCCACGGGUUGAGGCUGCAUGACAACCCCUCGCUGCACUCUGCGCUCGAAGACAAAGGGUUCCCGUUCUUUCCUAUCUUCAUCUUCGAUGGAGAAACUGCAGGUACAAAGCUGGUUGGCUACAACCGUAUGCGGUAUCUCCUGGAGGCUCUGGACGACCUGGACAACCAGUUCAAGAAACAUGGCGGCCGGCUCAUCAUGCUGAAAGGAAAGCCUAACGUCGUGUUUAGGAGACUUUGGGAGGAAUUCGGUAUUCGCAAGCUCUGCUUCGAGCAGGACUGCGAGCCGGUGUGGAGGGCUCGUGACGACAGCGUGAAGAAUGCCUGCAAGGAGAUCGGCGUGGUCUGCAAGGAACACGUCUCCCAUACCCUGUGGGAGCCUGACACCGUCAUCAAGGCCAAUGGAGGCAUCCCCCCUCUUACUUAUCAGAUGUUUUUGCAUACUGUAGCCACCAUUGGCGACCCUCCGCGUCCAGUCGGCGAGGUAGAUUUCACAGGAGUCAAGUUCGGCAGCCUGCCUGAAUCCUUUUACAAUGAGUUUACGGUCUUCGAUAAGACUCCAAAACCAGAGGAUUUAGGUGUAUUCCUAGAGAACGAGGAUAUCCGAAUGAUUCGCUGGGUGGGCGGGGAGACCACUGCUCUUAAGCAGAUGCAGCAGCGUCUGGCUGUGGAGUAUGAAACCUUCCUCAGGGGAUCGUACUUGCCUACACAUGGCAACCCGGACUUAUUGGGUCCACCCAUAUCUUUGAGCCCUGCGCUGCGGUUUGGAUGUCUCUCUGUCCGGAGCUUCUACUGGUCAGUACAGGACUUGUUCCGUCAGGUGCACCAAGGACGGCUCACCUCUAACUCUGCGUCCCAUUUCAUUACUGGUCAACUGAUUUGGCGUGAAUAUUUCUACACGAUGAGCGUGAACAACCCUAACUACGGCCAGAUGGCUGGCAACCCUAUCUGCUUGGAUAUUCCUUGGAAGACUCCGGCUGGAGAUGAGUUGCAGAGAUGGAUGGAAGGUCGCACCGGGUUCCCGUUCGUGGACGCGGCGAUGCGCCAGCUCCGUACGGAGGGCUGGUUGCACCACGCCGCGCGCAACACGGUCGCCUCCUUCCUCACGCGGGGCACGCUCUGGCUGUCCUGGGAACACGGGCUCAACCACUUCUUGAAGUAUCUGCUUGAUGCCGACUGGUCGGUGUGCGCCGGUAACUGGAUGUGGGUAUCAUCGUCAGCGUUCGAAGCGUUGCUGGACUCGGGCGAGUGCGCGUGCCCGGUGCGCCUGGGGCAGCGCCUCGACCCCAGCGGGGAGUACGUGCGCAGAUACGUGCCCGAACUGGCUCGCAUGCCCGUUGAAUACAUCUAUGAACCCUGGAAGGCUCCUAUCGACGUGCAGGAGCGCGCCUCCUGCAUCAUCGGCAAGGACUACCCAGACCCAGUAGUCAACCACCUUGUGGCCGCCCAGAGGAACAGGAAUGCUAUGAAGUGGUUGAGCCGCUCAGUUGCCGGCCGACUGCAGAAGGACAAGUGGUUCGAUAUAGUCGGGGAACUUCGUCAUAUUUUGCAAAAAGCUCCUCCACACUGCUGCCCCUCCUCAGAAGACGAGAUCCGACAGUUCAUGUGGCUCAACGAAUAAUGACAGACGGAAUUAGACUCUAUUUGUAUCGCCGUAAAGGUUAUUUUAGAUGAAUGUGGUAUCAAAGGUAAGAUUUUCUUUUAGUUAUUUUUUUACUACAGAAACUGCUAUUGUAAUCUUUGUUUGUCAGAUAAUAGGGUGCUUUUUUGUUUGUCACGCCAUAUUUCUUUCAUAAUUAGACUAAGUGAAUUAGAAUAUUUUAGUAGAUCUGUUUUACGUUCUAUGUAAGUACAAGAUGUAAUAGAAUAACUUUCUGGUUCGAGUCAAGCCAAUAACUGCUCUGUGUCUGUGACCAAAGGUUUGGAUAAGCAAAUCGUAAUAUUUUAAGCAAUGGGGGACUGGACAAGGAUAGCAGAUUUUUCUCAGAUUUCUUCAAUAUUUGGAAUUAAUUACAAUAACAUGUGGCGGAACCCUAUUUACGUAGACAGGAAACGCGAUCCUCGUUCACGUCACGAGUCGAGACGUAAAGCGUUACACCACAUGCAUGUCUUAAUAUCAUUAUUUAGAAUGUAUUCUCACAUACAUAAUGUCACGCCUAUCUUCCGUGGGGAUAGGCAGAGACACUGGGACGCCAUCAACCCUCAUCAGUCAAAUCUUGAUUUUGUUUUUAUAGUAGUAAAAUGUGUGACGUCAUUAAUAUGUAAACAAAAGAUAUAUAGUUUUUUGUGUUGCGUAAAUUAAACCAGCUAUCCGGUCCCCCAUGUAAAUGUAUUUGUGUUAAUUAAGUGUUAGUAUUAAACUAAAUAAAAUAAGGAUUAAACUAACGAAUAAUGAAAUAUCAAGAAAUUGGUAAAGUGAUAGAAUGAUGUGAUUAUUGUAACUCGGAGGUGUUGGUCGUUUAACCCCGAAAAUGCCGGGUUUGACAGGAAAUGUCCACGAAGAUGGUAAAUUAAUGAAAUAAUCGAUAGUUUGAUGUUUCUCUUGAUAUUUUUUAGUGUCAACUCAGUAUUGACCGCUUCUGUGUUACACAUGGAACAACUGCUACAGUGACUCUGGGAAGGAACCAUGACUUAAUAUGUUGUUUUUUAAAGAUUUUCUUUACAAAAUAUACGGUAUUGUUUUUGCUUAGUUCCUGAUUGGUUCUUAGUUACUUACUGUGCCAAAAAAGGAUGAAUGUUGAAAAGACAACUGUUUUUGUUUCGAAUUUAUUUCUGUUAAGUUUAUUUUAUUAUAUAUUUUAUGAUUAUAGUUAUAUUAUUAUACCUGAAGGUAUCUGUCCGUUUUAUAUUCCAGAUUUCUAUAUUAUGUAUAAUUAUGUUUAUACAAUCUAGUCUUAAGCCAAAAUUUUUGAUUGCAUUAAUUGUUUUUAUAUACUUUUACGUAUUACUACCAGUUGCAUAGACAUUAGUAGCAGUUCGUAAAAAUUGUGUAAUUGGGAAGUUUCCUCGGUCAAAAAUACAUAAUUUCGAUACUCUUUUCAAUACUCUAAAAUAUUUAAAAAAUAAUAAUCACUUUCAUGCAUAGAUAUUUUGAUUGGAUUUUUAUUUGAUAACGUCAUAACGCUCUAUCUUAUACAAAAUUCAUAGAAUUAAAAUAUAUUUUUUAACUUUUUUUGUCAAAAGUAUUGAAUUUGACAAGUAGGAAACUAACCUAUUCUAGUAUUAAUGUUUAUUAAACAGUAAUUAACUCGUUUACCAUUAUUUUAGAUGUCAAUGUAGUUUCUAAUUACUUUAAUUAAACUUUCGCAUUACAUUCUUGUGUUGCGUGACAAGAAACUCGAAACGUUGGCUGGUGAUAAAAAUGGAUGUUUUUUUUUAGUAAGUAUUGAAUAAUAUUUUUUUAAUAUUCCCAGUUUAAAAUUAAUUAGUUAUAGAAAGUAUAUCUGUGUGUAGUUUGAUGGCUGUGGACAAGUUCCCGUAUUUUUUUUUCUAUUGUCUUUAGUAUUAGGGACAGAAGCAUUUAUGUACUAGUUUAUGAUGGUAGGUUACUGCCUGUUAAAUUGGAUAAAAAGAAAUAAAAGUAAUGCUUUAUGUUAUUAAACAUACUUGAGGUAUUUUCAUGUGUUUGGAAAUAAUGUAAGAAUUGACGUUUUAAAUGUAAGGACUGAAAGAAAAGAUAUUAUGAAUCAAUUUAUAUGAAAUGUUAUACCUACAAAUAUAUUGUAUUUGAUAUCUUUUGGAGAAUUAACGACUUUCCUAACAAGCAGACAAUUCAAUCGAUUAUGAAUGCUACUCCAAAAUAAUAAGGUUGGAAUCACUAAACUGAUUACAUCUUUAUUGAAUUUUGUAUCUUAUAGUUAUUGGAAUAGAAGUGAAAAUCGAAGGUCAUAAUUCCAAAUAGCUUGUUAGAAUGUCUUAUUUCAUUGAAAUUGUUUAAAGGGUACUAUUCGUAUCAGGGUGUUUCAAAAUUAUAUACAUUUAUACAAUGACAUAUAAUAUUGUACUACAAGCAGUACAAAGAAGAACUAUUUUAUAAAACCAAAAUUAUAAUGCAUUUUUAAAAAGUGUUUUAUGUAUUUGAUAGGUUUAUGAAAUAAAUGGACUCGUAUUAACAA